This is a messenger RNA of Bursaphelenchus xylophilus (pine wood nematode), 6117 nucleotides long. Lineage: Eukaryota; Metazoa; Nematoda; Chromadorea; Rhabditida; Aphelenchoididae. The record is from the annotation of a GenBank genome assembly.
AUGCCUCCCGAUCACUGCGGGCAAGACGAGAGAUCCCCUUACUUUGGUCUUCAAAGUGUGUCAAAGUUUUUAGCAGGAUGAAUGAAUGUUAUUUUUGAUCAAAUUUUCCUCCUUUAUAUCGUAUUUUACGGGGAUUUUUUUGACCUUUGUUUCGAUGAGAUUUGCCUCAUCAAGAUGGACAAGUUCAAGGAUGAUGUUUGUAAUUUUUAUCUCGUUCAGCCAAAACAUUUAUUCGUAAUGGGCGUUUCAUUCAAGGUUCUUGGGGCCGAUUUCCUCUUCAAGGUAGCCCGCUCCGAAGAUUUAUGACUUUUUUGUUUUGAGGAGAGUAAAAAAUGAACAAAAAAGUAAUGGCGCGCGGCACUUUCAAAAUACAAAAACGUUUUCUGAUGACCGGCGAUUUAUGACUCAGGAUUCUUGAGAAUCCCAAUUCCUGGAAAGAAUUGUUCCAUUCAAAGGGCUCGCUGUGUAAGGUCGGAGGGAUCCGAUGGGACGGUGAAAUUAUAAUCUUCCAAACUUGAAAAGGGGAGGUGUAACAGAACUUUUAGACAAUACCAAUAGAUAAUUUCGUCUUGAAAUCCCUCUAAUCAACUGGAGAUACGACAAAAGUACGACGGUUUUACUUCUUAAACUCAAAUUUUAUAUUAUACUUGGUCUCUGGAAGUUCCAAAUUUUUUUCGUUCCCAAUAUGACUUUUUUAUGACAAAACUCCCAUCCCCAUGCGUUACCCAAACAAACAGUCGACGAUGGAGUUAAGUAGUGUUGUUAUAUUGUCCACUUGAGUUACUUUUCGUGAGCGGGUUUCGGUGUUUUCGAACCUUUUGUGAGAGGAUGAGAUAUAUCAUUUCCUGUCGUUAUAGCCAAACUAAUUAUCUUCGGAGUAAUUUCGAGGAUCUUGAAGGGUUCCUUUAUUGAUUUUCAAAGAGAACAGGCUUCUUUUGGUUACUCUAUUUUAUCUAAAUCAAUAUGAAUUUCUGCAAAAUUUGAUGUCCUGUUGGUCUUUCUAAUGUAGACGGAAUCUACAUUCAGAAGAUCAAGACCUUGUACUUUUACUGCCUCUUCAAGACUUCAUUGAAUUCGACCCUCUUCAGCUCGAGUUUCCCUUUCUCGAAUAAGCUUAUAAACGUCAAAUUAACUCUCUAAAAAGAGUCAUUGUUUUUUUCCAUUCUUUCGAAUUUCCAAUUAUAUUCAGACCGUUGCGCAAUCGUUGUUUUCUUUUUUUACUUGAUCCGACUUCAGUCUCGGGGGAAAGGGAAAGUAUAAUAGUUUUAUUAACUCGCUCCGAUUGAUUGAAACUUGAUGGAUUCGUAAAAAGUAAUUUUCAAAAUCAAAAAAUACGGUAACUCGUUGUAAAGCAAUGUUCUUGCUGUUAACACUCUUAAUUAUAAUUUUAUAACCCAUUUUUUCUUUCUAAACCGAUUACCAGCGUCGACUUCGAAACCAGCGCAGGAUUAUUACCUCCAAAACAAUAUUCUCCUCUAAUUUUACGUGAACAAAAAACAAACAUUGGGUGGGGGAGCCGCGCGAAAAAUAAAUUUUAUGAAAUGGGUUUUCAAAGUUUUUCAAAUUCCAAGCGAAUUUGAGUUCAGACGUGUGAACUUUCUGUUCGCCUUGGAGGUUGAUUAGGCGCGAUGAGGGAGUUCUUAAUUGAUGGGUACUAUACUAGAGGAAACUAGAAGCCUAACUGACAACGAGGGCUCAGAUUUUGGGCCGAUUUCUUCCAUGGUUGAUUUACGUCUCAAAUCAAUUGCUGAUUUCUAAAUAUAUAUUGGAAGGUAUUUUGCAGAGGAGAGAUGUUGGGAAGUGAAGAGAGACGGCCGGUGAAGCCGCGGUUUUUUGUUCAAGCAUUUUUUUUGAAUUUUGAUAAGAAAAAAUGAUUACUCCAUGACUUAUCCCAAUAUCCCGUCUCUUGCUGCGCAGUCACAGCCGAGAUCUCUUCCACUUCCUUUUCAUGUUGUAUAUGACAUGAAAAAACAUUUACGCCUUUCGCCAUAACUCUUUAUUCCGAGUCCUUUAUGUAUUACAAACAGUGACUUUCCGAUCCGUUUAGAAGACUUUACUAUAUUAGGGAAGUAAAGGGAGUGUUUUUUGGUUUUCCGAGGGUUGCGAUUACUUUAUGACUUUCGGUUUACAGAUUUAUUAAGGGUCAUGGAUAAUAAACCAGGGGUUCGAUUGCUUAUUAGCGCUUCAAACAAAGUGUAAUACCCUAAAUGAAAUAUAGUUUGUAGGCUUAGAAAGUUGUGAUUACGUAACCGGUUAUUAAUUGAGCCAUCAUUUUGUGGGUUGAUAUAGGAGAGUGGUUCGAAAUAGAUGUCUAAAGUGGCAUACUUAAAGAGAUGUUCAAAAAGUUAAUCCUGGAGGUCUGGGGUUCGAAGGAAUGGGGGUCCGCUAGCCAAGAUUUUAUCAGCUUUUGCAAAAACAAAGGCUGCAAUGACAACUGUUUUCUUUGCGUUCAGACUUGUCAACGAGUUCAUCUAUUACUGAAAAGAGAGGUUUCAGUUAUAUGUUCAGUUUUUCUGAAAACUUAACUGAUCUAGCCACAUCAGCGGCAGCCGAAAAAUUGGAGAGUCGGGCAUUCAGCGAUUACGCGGAGACAGUCGACGAUGGAGGUAGAACUUUUGUUAAAUAUAUUGUCACUUGAUCGCUGAGCUAAUAAGGGAUCCAAAAAUUAUGAAAAUCGGAGAAAAUCUACUCAUAAAAUCUCUCUGCUUUGUGACAAGCUCAUGCACAAAAGAAGAUAAAAUUUAAAUUUGUGCCGCCUUCCAUAAACUCCUGCUUGCCCAAUGACCCCCCUUAUGCGUUAUGUGGCAGCUAUCUAAUUAUUUUGUUUUGAUCUCCUCUUACUCUACUUUUUUGCUACAUUUUUUAUGGUUUUCAAAUCAACGGAAUUCCAAGUAAGGCUGAAUUCCCUCAUUUUCUUUUAUUUUUCGAUACAUUUACCAGUUGCGUAACACAAACAUUGUAAAUAAUUUGCUUAUUUUGUGUAUUCGAAGUUAUUUUUCGAGCCUUUUUCCGUUGAGUUCGCUUAAUUAGGCGCGUUGAAAAUUGGUUCGAACCGUAAAAAUACCUGAUUCUGAGUGAUGGAACGCUUCCAACUGUCAAGUUUCUACUGUUUUCGUAUAAAUUUUGUCAUGGUUCAAUUUUUUAUAGGUUUGGUCUGAUCAUUUACUAACAAUCACCCUUAAUGAGCACUUUAAUUGGAUUCUAGAACUCGGAAAACGCAACGCGAAAUUAAUAAUUUGCUCCAUUUGUCAAUUUCUCAACCUUUUCUUGGCUGCAGGCAAUACGAAAACAUAGUUUGUUGUAAUUUAUUAAACUUUGUUUUCCGCUUUUUUCGCUGAUUUACUUUUUAUCAACAGGGUUUGACAAUUGCUUUAACAAUGUCGGUAACCUACGUGUGGUUUCGAAGAUUUUCACAAUUACAAUUAGCAAAAAGUUAAAUAGUAAAUAAAUUUUAAUGUAAAUUGAAGUAUAUUUUCCACUCUACAGCACUUUAUUGUCCAAGUUUUACAUUGGGUUUAAAAUUAUUUUUAAUUAAUUUUCCUCCCAAUAAACUGUUUUGAAAUUUCUUUUGCUCCUAAAAUUACAGUAAUUUAUCUCUUGUGACCAGCUCAUGAUCUGGAAAACAACUCUGAUUCAUCCCAGAAUGCCUUCCUUUCCCUUUCAUUGCCAUUCUUUCCUUUGAAGGUCACUCCGUUAUAAUGAAACUUGUGCCUCAUUAGGUGGAGGAAAAGCGAUUCAUUUUCGUUUCGACAAUUUUAUGGGCGUUGGAAGGUAGGAAUUUCGUCGUUUCUACUCUCUCAAAACAAUGUUUCUGUUCUGGGUGAUUGGAAAUGUACUUGUGGAAUGGGAAGGGCGAGGGUUUGGACAGGUUUAAUCUUUGGGCUUGAUUAUGUACAUAUAUGUAUGAAAUUGUUCAAAAAAUUAUUUUUGUUAUUUUUAUAAUACAACUAUACACAAAAAAUAUAAGAAAGCAAAAAAAUAUUGUUGCUAAAAUUGUCUUUGGGACCUCUGAAAUAUUUUCAAAAACGAAAAACUCAUUGACGAAACAUGUUUUUUCUCUGGCCGGCUCUCCUCAUUUCGUGUGAUCUCUCGCAAAGACUGCUGGAUGUUUGAAAGUGUGAGCUAAUUCGUUUUGGGAUUCAUCUAUGACUAGUUCAGGACACAUAUCCAAAAUCUUGAGAGAAUCUGAAUACCACAUCGGCACGUAUUUCUUGGUUAUUUUCAUUUUUCUCGUCAUUUUCUGCAUUGAAUUGUGACCGAUAAAAUGCCUUAAUGAGCCAUUAAUUAACCUAGAUAUUACCAUUGAUCUCAACGAAUAGUACUCCGAAAUUCCUUUAGUUUUGACGGGAUGGAGGAGAUUAAUGACAAAUUUACAAAAAACAGGGUCAGUCGGGCAGUUCUUUUGUAUUUAUCAAGUGUUUUUACUUGUCUUCCGCACCGUUCUUAUUACGUUCUCUCCAUUUCCUGUAUUUUGAUGACUUAUUUUCAGACGUGACCAUGAUUUUAAGGGCAGAUACGACGACUUGGUUGAGAAUUAUCACGGUUUCCUUUGUUUUACAGGUAAGUUUCAGUAGAAAAUUAGGCAUGUCGUAUUUUACAGAUCUCUUUUUCGGCGAAUACAAUAGAAGAUUUCAAAAAUUGCAAGAAGGAAAGUGGGUUCAGCCUGAAAGAUGAGAGUUUAAUCUGUGAUCCGAGGAAUGAUUUGAAACCGGGGACGCUCAAAAAGUUGACUGACAUCUUGAGACAUGUUCAGGUAAAGAAUUUACUCGUUUUUUGCUAUAUAUAAUACAUAGUAUAUAAAGUCAUCAUUUUUUAGAUUGUUUCAUUUUGAUCUUAUUUUAGCUAAAGAGCCUCGUAUUUUAGACCAAACUGAAAUGUGAAUGUGCCGAUCUCUGUGCUCGCGACACAGAUCUUGAUGGGAAAUUUGUUGGACUUCUCCAAGUAACGAAUACCGAGGCUUUGAAUGAUACUGGGAGGUCAUUUGAUGAGGUUGCCAAUGAAAUCUAUGAACUCUCGGGGCUCGGAAAUAAAGAAUGCGACAAUGGAAUGUUAUUGUUCUAUGUCAAAGACACACAAGAAGUAAGUUGGAAGUUUAACUUGGAUGUUUUUUAAUCGUUUUAUACAGUAAUUGCUUAAGACCUUGUAAAAUGAUAAUAUUAACUUUUAGUUGGCUUCAAUGCGAGGUCACGGGAAGUUUAUUCUCCUGAAAGACCAGGAUCUAGACCGUCUCCAUCAAAUUGCCAGCGGCAAUAAGCCGGAAGAUUUGAAUGCCGCGGCCAUGGAGUUCUUGGUCGAUAAAGAUAAUGCGACCCAGCCGGCUGGAGAUAUUCAAAAAUUCCUAAAAUCGGCCAGCGAUACAUGGGCUGUAAGUUGAACCUGUAAUUUCACAGAUCGAACAUUAAUUUAUAUUACCCUUCAUAUUAUUUAUACAUCACCACUUUGUUCAACUUUCAGCCAAUCGUUGGUCUUGUUGUCGUUGGUGUCCUCCUUCUGCUGAUCCUGGCCCUCCUCUUGGCUUGCUGUUUUGCCAAACUCUGUGGAUGUUGUGCUUCCAAACCCCACAAGAACAAAUAUUAUGUUACACCUGUGCCCACUUACAAAACAGUAGAUCCCAUUUAUAUUGUGACCCCUCAAAGUGAUCGCCACGAUCUUAUUUAUUCAACUCCGUACUCCGGAAGUCCUCUGCCCCCACCACCGGCCAUGUAUAUGAGUACACCGCCUCCUCCGAUCAAUUCUAAUGGAUAUUCCACUUAUGGUAAGAAGAUGUCUAGUACAAUAUAAAGAUAUUGAAUUUUAUAUUUUUUCUCGGUGGUUUGUCGUUUAGCGGUUAAUCAAAGCUUCGUAGAAGCUCUGGGCAACAAAUCACAUUAAUUUUUAUAUUCUUUAGCUGGCUCUCCCCACUCGACCAGAAGUCCCCUCCCGAUCCACAAACACGAUACCCUGUCCAAGGGCUCUCCCAAGAAAGACAAAGAUCGGACUGGGACUUCCAAAUCCAAUUAUUCGAUCCAGAAUUCUUCCUCGACCACUCUCCCAAUGCCCGAGACAUUUAUGGAUACUUCUUAUUUGGAUCCAACGAGGAAACGGGAAACCCAGACGAGAGAAGAGUUCGUGGAAUAG